AGCCAUGAUCAGCAAGACUUAGCAUUUCAGAACCAAAUGCAAAUUAAUCUUUGAGGGAAAAGCUCAUAGGUAAAACAAAAUCAUCUGUGAAUGUUGUCCUCAGCUUUUCAGCUUUAAAGUGUUGUUUAUUAAUAGGCCAGUGGUUUGUCAGGAUGUGUAGCAAGUCGUCUGUGCGAGUGGUUGAUUUUUGAAUGUGGACUGGUUGGUACCGGACACAUUUGAAGUGACAUGGGGCUCUGAACUGAUCAUUCGGAAAACAGUCUAUCCCCCUGCCCCCAUUCCAGCCAUCUGAUUCACUUUCCUAGCAUAUCUGUGCUGGCCCAGCUGUAGCCCUGACGAUAGGCCUAAUAAAACCAGGGUCAUUUGCAUACCAAUAGCAGGCGCCAUGUGUGGCUAGCUCCUAGUGCCCCAGAAACACGGACUAUGAGGGGACAAGGAAGACUGAGCUCCAUGUUGGCUUUUCUUUGUCCUCUAAAUAGGCCUUAACUCUAAUCCACAAUUAAUUUUGUGGAAUUGUCCCAUUUUAUUGAGCUUAACCAAAUCUCUGUCUCAAUCUGAAAAUUCUAAAUCUAUAAAAUGAGUGUAGGGUGCAAAUAUAACAACUUAUUCUGUUCAUUUUACCGAGCAGUUUGUUUUCAGGUCUUCAUCUGAAGGAAGCUGUUGUUUGGACCUCUUGUCAUCAGAUCACUGAAGGCCUUUAGACAAGGUGACUGAGGGUGCAGGACCCCUUGACCUCAUGGCUUUGUAGGGCAAGUCUUGAUUCCAAUGAGAACGAAAGCAAGCAAAGCUUUGUCUAAAAUUCUUGACCAGUAUAACACCAAUGUUUCACAAAAAGUAGUUACCAAGUUAACUGGAUCAACUAACAUAACUAGAGAGGGGCUAAAAGUAAGAUUUUAAAUGUUUGUGGUGUAUAAAGUGUGUAUAAAGUUUUUUUGUUUUGUUUGUUUGUUUUUGGACUAAAGGUCAGAGGCGAAUGUGUAAAAGCUUAGCACAAGUUACAGAGAAAAUGACCCUAACUCUCUCAAUCUAAACUGAUGUUUGUUUGGUUGUUUUGUUUUGUUUUUUGUCCCAAAAUUUGUUGGGCAACCCAUUUCAUACAAGCAGGACAAUGUUAACUUAAAAUUAACAGCAUUACAAUUACACUUUUACUGUUACUACAGGUUUAACUGCAAAAAACUGAAUGACUACCAAAAUCCCUUGUGGCUGUCAAAUGAUGUCAGUUUUGAAGCUCAUUGAGGAUAGAAAGGUUGUCUGGGAGGCAGACGACAGCUUGGAUUGAGGGGUGAGGUGGCUGAUCUGAUUGUGUAAGAGAUUCUCUAUUCUCUUAAGCCUCCUGCCCCCCCACCCUCCAUGCUGGGGUUAUGUUCCCCCCUGGGACCAUAUGGCAAAGUCUGAGCAUAACCAGCUCACCUCAGCUUCGUAGUGUUUUGUUAAUGAGCUUAAUGAGAGAAGAGGAAAAUGGUAUGACGCAUUCUAAUAUUGUCUUUGUUGUGUUUAAGGUCCACCACAGAGGCAUUUUCUCAUAUUUCUCAACUUCCAUGAAAUGUGAUAAUAUGAGUAGACAUAGAUUUGACCAGGAGAGGGCGCUAUAACACCAUGUAUCAGCAGACAUGUAGUCUGGUGAAUUAAGAGCACUCUGUUAAUGCAGUUGGAUUAGAGAACCUUUGUCCUGGUGAACUUUUGAUACAUUGACCUCUACCCCUCAUUAACCUCUCUGUAGUGCUAAAGAGUCCACAAACAUUCAGUAAUCAGAACUAACAGUCUAAAUUUCAGGUGGUCUUUGUCCUGUCUUCUGCUGUGUGUCCAGUCAAUUGUUGGUGAGCUCUUAGUGUAUGUGUUCCUCCCCCUGCUGCCUAGGAAUAUGAAAAUGGUGGAUAUUGUAGGUCAGAAAAUGCCCUCAGAGAAUGACGUGCAUGUGGCAAGAAGCUUUCUCACGAAGAUUUUGCGAAGUUCCAUGAGGCGGAAUGAACCCAUAAGCAGGCCUCACUCCUGGCACUCCACCAAGUUCAACGAAAGCCAAUCAGAAACUGCCAAAACACAGUCUCCACCUACGCCAGUCUGGCACACCAGAUAUGAUGCAAGCUCAUCCUCCACCGAUCUCUCCUCUGGCUGGGAGCAGACAAAUCUGCGCAGAGUGUCUGACCAGUUCAGCUCUCAUGGCAGUAUGGACAGUCUAGAACAUGUCUCACACCCGUACCCUGCUGGUCAGCUGUCACCUGCCAAGUCUAACAACAGUAUGGAGCACCUUGGAGGAGGGAAACGAGACUCAGCCUACAGCUCCUUCUCCACCAGCUCUGGCACACCAGACUACACCCUCUCAAAAAGCAAUGCUGCCUCAACAGAGAACGUGCUCUAUAAAAUCAGCCAGUGGGAUGCAGGAGGAAAACACAACAAUGCCAGAAACAGUCAGAGCCUGACUGAGGGAGGCGGACAGGACGAUAGGCUCACAUACUUUCAGAUGCCAGGAGUUAGCGCAGGUUAUGAGGGUCCACAGAUUGAGGACCCACCUGGCUCCCGCCAUUCCACUUCAAGUAGAACCAGCUGUGGACCUGUAUGGCAUGUCCCUGAGAAAAAGAAGACUGCAUCCCCAUCCCCUCCCCCACCACCUCCACCUGCACGUAGUGACAGUUUUGCUGUGACUAAGGUACAUGAAAGGGGGCUUGCUAUAGCUCAUCCUGAGGGACCUGAUUCCAGUGAAAGUCGCCGCAGUCACAACCUUCCCCUAAAAAAUGACAGCGACAGUUUUUACUCUUCGUCUGAUAAAUCUAGCCACAACCAGUUCAGCUCAAACAAGCAGUACUCCCUGUCCAGCAGUGAUGUUCAGCAAGGCCAGCCUUAUCAUCAGAGACACCAUAGUGACAAAAGCACUUUUUAUUCUCAGCCCUGGGCUACGUCUGUACCAAAGCCACAGAACGUAGGUAGCUACCAUUGUAGCAUGCAAGAACUGCCUACUAACGGUUCUGCACAACACUUUGGUCAGAACCAGAGAAGGAACUUAAGCACCUCCUCGUCUACCACAGCCACUGACCAAAACACUGACGGCAGUGGACAUAGUCGAUACUACUGUGUUACAACAUGCCAGCCCACGCAGCCUAACCCCCAGCUGAUGUCAGGAAAACCAGAGGACAGGAGGAGUGUCAUAGGUGUAGACUUGGCACAGAGUGGAAGUGAGCGUAAUUCUCUUAGCCCACAGACAGUCACUAAAGUGAAGUAUCAUCUGCCCCAUCAACACUCCCCACACAGUAAGGACAGUAAUGGAUACAGCAAGCACCAAGUUACUACUGUACUAGAAACCUCUGUACCUAAACUCAGCUCUGAUGACAGGGGAAGCCAGAGGGGACACAACACACAAAAUGCAGAAGCUCAGUAUGUGAGUUACCCUCCUAGCAGACAAUCUGAACAGCGAAGGUCUCUCCCACUACAACACAGAGAAAUACCCCAAGACAUUAGAUACCACAGUCAAGUGAGCAACAAAAUCAGCCCCCAGGCAACCCCCAUGCUGCACUCUCUAUCCAUGGAUGCUACAGGCCAAGAUGAGAAAACAAGAGGCACAAUCUCUGAGGAGUCUCUCGAAAUCAAGCAGGUAAAGCGCAGUGAACGUUUUGCCACAACGUUAAGGAAUGAAAUCCAGAUGAGAAGAGCCAAGCUGCAGAAAAGCAAAAGUUCAGCUGUCCUUCCUGGUGCUGAGGGUGUGACUGAAGAGGACCAGGAUGUCUGGAAGUCCCCUGAAAACACCACCCCAACUUCUGCAGAUGGAUCCUUUACGAACACCUACAAGGAUCAUCUGAAGGAAGCACAAGCGAGGGUCCUCAAGGCAACCUCUUUCAGGAGGAAAGACCUGGAGCCUGUCUUAGUGGAGAACCCUGCAGCAGAGGCCUUACCUAAUUACCCAUCCUCAGUGCUGGCCCGCAAAGAUAUCACCCCUCUGCCAACUGUCACAGAAUCAGUAAUGAGUAAACCAGGGCCUGCUGCUGCUCAGGUAACUCGCAUUGGAGGCCGGAAGCGUUUUCCCGCAGAAAAGAAGGUGAGGUCUUUCUCUGAACCAGACAAAAUCAAUGAGGUUGGGGUGAAAGAAGAUCUUCCUCACAAUGAAAAUACAAGCUCCUCACUUGAUCGACAGAAGCUCUACAAAGAAAGUGGGAAACCAGGGUUCCCCAAUCACAUGCCUCUACAAAGCUACACAGAGAACCAAGGCCAAGAUCUUGCCUCCGUCAGUGCAACAGGAGACUCAUUGAAGGGGAUCAAGAGCAGAGAAUACACUGAGGGGGCCCAGAGAGUUCCUUAUUCUGCACACAAGCAGUCUGUCCUAGACCAGCAAAGACUGGGUACCUUCGCUGAGUAUGAGGCAAGGUGGAAUAUACAGAAGAAACCCCUAGAAACAAGAGCCUCUGGACGGUACCGGUCAGCUGAUAACAUUCUGGAUCCAGGACCAGAGGACAAAACCAAAACCACCUGUUUCCAUGAGAGAUCCAGAUCCUCUCCUUCAGCUGACAUCUAUGGGCAGAAGAUUCCAGUUCCUGCAAGAAAGUCUGAGACUGAGUAUUCCCAGACAGAAAGUAAACCUGCUGAACUGCUCAGCUCUGCUACAGGGUUCUCUGACAGGGGGCCCGGUAACUGUAAAGUGAGAGAAAAGCCAGUGGAGUUUGAACAUUACCCAGCACCACCCCCUCCGCCCAUGACAGGAGCCAACCCCGACUGCAGACACAGAGCUGCUCCUGCCACCGUGAACCACAGACCCACAUCUAUCUCUCACAGUCUGCCAGAGUCUGCCCUCCCUCAGCCUGGGGACCAAGGCCACAUCGAGCCGCCAUCUGGACCGAGGAGGAAGCCCUCUGCGCUGGAGAAGCCUCCCCCUCCCAGAUGCCCAGAGCUCAACUCCCACGAGUCCUUCACCAGUUCCCAGAGUGAGGUCCUCACCCACUGCUCUCCUAACGCUGACCCUAACUCCGCCUUUUCCCCCUCCUACUCUGCAGAGGGAGAUUCUGAGCAGGGCAAAGGACUUGUGGACAAAGGACAAGGGGCAGUACAUCUAUCAACAUCCAAUCCUCAGCCUGCCUGCUCUCCCCCAGCUUCCUCCUACAGACCUUCAGGGCUGGCCAGCAUGGAGGGGCAGCGCUCACCAUCUCCACAGUUUUCCCCACAGAGACUCAGCGACAAGCCUCCUGUCUCUCUGCAGGAUGAAGACUCAAACAGGAUGGAGCAUGUGAUAGAAAGGCAAAAUUCUGCAGUGAAGAAAGUGCCCAUCAGGAUUGUCCACUCAGAGGGAGUCACAGAGAAGGAGAAUUGUCCGUUUUUGCAGCACAGCGACUCUGCUGCUGUUGAAGCUGAGGCUCCUGGUGUUAACAGACUCAGCAGUCUGGGAGCCGCAGGGCAGGACUCUGUCUUCUGUGCCUUUAAUCGGCAGAAAGAGCCCGACAGUCUGCCAGCUGCUCAGACAGAGCCGAAGCCCCAGAGAGACACAUACAUGACCACUAUCAGAGAUCACAUCAACUCCAACUGUCAGCAGCCACCGCAGCCCACAGACGAGCCCAGCAGCAACAGGACAGCCGUAACCACAGGAGUGACUGAAGAGGACCAGAAGAGAGAGGAGCUGGCCAGAGACAUCAUGGGGAAAGACAAGUCACUAGCUGAUAUUCUGGAUCAGAGCAAGAUGAAGACCACCAUGGACUUGAUGGAGGGUAUCUUCCCUCAGGGGGAGCAGCUGUUGGAAGAAGCUCACCAGCGCAGGAAGGUGCCCUCGAAACAGAGCGUGUCCCGGCCUGCUGAGGAAAGGGAAAAGGAGGACAGUAUGGCAGCAGGUGUCACCAUGGUGACCAGCUCUACAUAUUACAGCACAUCUGCACCCAAAGCUGAACUCCUUAUCAAGAUGAAGGAUAUGCAGGAGCAGGAGGAGGAAGACUCAGAGGACGAGUUAGACAUUGAUCUGGCCAACAAGAAGCAAGAGCUAAUUGACAGCCUCACCAAGAAGCUUCAGGUGCUGCGGGAGGCCAGGGAGAGUCUUCAGGAGGACAUUCUGGACAACAACGCUCUGGGAGACGAGGUAGAGGCCCAAGUUCAGCAGGUCUGCAAACCUAACGAGCUGGACAAGUUCAGGAUGUUUGUUGGGGACCUGGACAAGGUGGUUAGUCUGCUGCUGUCCCUGUCGGGCCGUUUGGCCAGAGUGGAGAACGCCCUCAAUAGUCUGGAGGAGGACGCUACCGCUGAGGAGAGGCGUACCUUAAUUGAGAAGAGGAAGCUGCUGAUACGACAGCAUGAGGACGCGAAGGAGCUGAAGGAGAACUUGGACCGUCGGGAACGCAUUGUUUAUGACAUCCUGGCCAGCUACCUGCAGGAGGACAACCUCACAGACUAUGAGCACUUUGUCAAGAUGAAGUCUGCGCUCAUCAUCGAGCAACGCAAACUCGAGGACAAAAUCAAACUGGGCGAGGAGCAGCUCAAGUGUCUGAUGGACAGUCUUCCAAUAGAACAGAGGCUGUCCUUGUGAAGAAGUUGGACACUGUCUUCGAAAACAGCCCAGAACUCUUGAUGACAAAGACUGGUCAUGAUGUUCCAAGUUGCAGUUGAGCCCUGAGUCCAGUAGAGGGAGACAGAGACAAGAACUUGCAGAGACAAACCCCCUGUUUGCAACAAGGGUUGUUGCAUCUUCUGACAUUUUUCAAUUCACAUCUCCUGAAGGGGACGGUCACAGCACCACUUGGACUAAUAGCAUCCAUAUGUAACUCCUUUGUGACAGAUGCUGCUUUUCCUGGCAUCAACCAACCACUGUGUCUAAUGUCUUUCAUGCCAUUUUUUUGCUGUUUUUAUUUCAUGUUGUUGGCUUGGUGUUUUUUUUUUUUUUUUAGUAAUUUAUUGUAGCCUUUUGAAUCUGUGCAGGAGGGGACAGUAUUUUAUCUUCAACUGAUUUGAGCAGCCAUGCUACCUGAUGUGUGUUACACGCUGAGCAACUAGGAGUAUUUAUCAUGUUUAUGUUGAAAUAAUUUCACGCCCUGAAACCCUUUUCAAGUAAUCCAUUAAAUCUGGCCAAAUAUUUCAGCAAACCUUUCUGUUAACAUUUAUAUAUAAAAUAGUGGCCUUUUACCAAGAUUUUUGUGCCCUUGAAUUUCUUCACUGAAAAAACUUUUCUUCUGUGAUAAACAAGACAGAAGGAUGUUGGUGCAGCAGCCAUGUGAAUGUACUGGUCAUUUUAAAGAGCACUUGUUCAAUGUCACUAAACAGAAGAAGCACUUCACAUCCAGACUUAAACUCAAGUAAAACCCACAUUUAAAGUGCCUGGGGAGUCCUCCAUGUCACUGCAAACACUGUCCGCUCUUUAAUCCAUUUCACAUGUUGCAUCCGUCAGUGCUGUUCUGUUUUCUUCACAGCCAGAAGAUUGGGUUUUAGAUUAUGAUAUUGCCACGUGUAAGUUGACCAAGUGUUUCUGUAUUUCGUCUUAUUACUUCACUGUGUUUUGUUAUUCAUGAUGCAGAUGUUUCAUGCAUAGCUACCACAUUUGUUACUUGACCUCUACAUAAUUUCAACACUAAAAAUUGUUCAGGUUGAUCAUUUUGUAACCAAAUAUGGAAAAAAAAAGCAUUCCAAAGCAUUUUGACCAGCUUGAACCUGAGUCUAUCAAAUGUCCAAAUUUCAGACUGUGAGGAUUAAAUCAGUCUCCCAAAGGUAGAGUCCUACUGGAGGAUGUUUGUUCUGCACAUUUGAGUAUGUUACAGUUUGAAACGCUUCAUGCACUGCUACAGCCCAACUCUUAACACUUUAUCAGCUGCGCUCCUUUAUCUCAAAUAAAGAGUCUGCUGAAAUCA
Molecule: messenger RNA, 7796 nt
Organism: Lates calcarifer (barramundi perch)
Lineage: Eukaryota; Metazoa; Chordata; Actinopteri; Centropomidae
Gene: shroom2a
Product: shroom family member 2a
Exons: 9
Coding region: 1862-6484 (1540 amino acids)
Biological process (GO): actin filament organization
Cellular component (GO): adherens junction; apical junction complex; cortical actin cytoskeleton
Molecular function (GO): actin filament binding
Source: RefSeq, a predicted model, not a curated record